GAGGUGAACAGCUACGUUAAACUUGAGUCAGGACCUCGGAGAACGCGCGUCUGCGCAGAACAGGUUGUAAAGGGUAAAUAAAGUGAAAUAGACAUGUUUGCGUUAACGUCCAUCCUGAGGACGAGCAGCUUUCGGUCCUGCAGCCGGCUGAGCUGCUUAAGGAAACCUCCACUCCACAGAAUCUACUCUAAAAUGUCGUCAGACUCUCAUUGGCUGAGCCCGGCAGACCGGGAUCAGCUGGUGAUGGAGCUGCGGGCGACAGGCUGGAUGGAGGUGGAGGACCGCGACGCCAUCUUCAAGGAGCUGCACUUUAAAACGUUUAAUCAGGCGUUUGGCUUCAUGUCUCGAGUCGCUCUGCAGGCGGAGAAGAUGAACCAUCAUCCAGAGUGGUUCAACGUUUAUAAUAAGGUCCAGAUUACUCUGACCACUCAUGACUGUGGAGGGAUUUCUAAACGGGACGUCAAAAUGGCCAAAUUUAUUGACAAAAUUGCACUUUCAAUAUGCCUGAUUCUGGAUUUUUGGGUGGAAAGAUUGCAGAUUUGACUCCAUUUUAUCUCCGACUUCUUGAUUUUGGCAGCAUUUCUCCUUGCAGAAGGUAAUAAAAUAAAUUGUGAAUACUUUUUCUGCGUGGGACUUGGCAGGAAACGACUUGUUCCUGACUCCGUCCUCCUACAGAGUCGUAUUUUUUUGUUUUGGCUUCGCAGGUUGGAGCAAAUGAAGGACCCCUUGAACUUUUCCCUCUUUUUUAUGUAUUUACUGGGAUUCUUCGAUAGGUCAACAUGAAGUGGUGCAUAACUGCAAAGUGGAAGAAAAAUGGCGUACAAAUAAGAAAUCUGGAAACUGCUCAGCGUUUGCAUUCAAUCACUUUCACUUCUAUUCCUCUAAACCAGGG
Messenger RNA from Gambusia affinis (western mosquitofish), 892 nucleotides. RefSeq names its product pterin-4-alpha-carbinolamine dehydratase 2-like. The record is from RefSeq and is a predicted model, not a curated record. Gene Ontology annotation, molecular function: 4-alpha-hydroxytetrahydrobiopterin dehydratase activity. Gene Ontology annotation, biological process: tetrahydrobiopterin biosynthetic process. The transcript has 5 exons. NCBI's taxonomy places the organism in Eukaryota, Metazoa, Chordata, Actinopteri, Cyprinodontiformes, Poeciliidae. Bases 94 to 543 code for a protein of 149 amino acids.